Molecule: messenger RNA, 6841 nt
Organism: Ictalurus furcatus (blue catfish)
Lineage: Eukaryota; Metazoa; Chordata; Actinopteri; Siluriformes; Ictaluridae
Gene: zfyve16
Product: zinc finger, FYVE domain containing 16
Exons: 18
Coding region: 176-4435 (1419 amino acids)
Biological process (GO): endosomal transport
Cellular component (GO): early endosome membrane
Molecular function (GO): metal ion binding
Source: RefSeq, a predicted model, not a curated record
UCUACACACCGGCGGUGGAAAUGGUCGCACUGUGGAAUUUAUGUGGAAUUAUUAAUAGGUUGUUUGGACUCAAUGCUGAAUCCCUUGUAGGACAAAACAGAGUAACUCCCUGAAGAACGAGGAUUGGGACUAUGAAGCAUUUUACGGGUUAAACAAAGCAUAUUCCUUCCCUAGGAUGGACAAUUACUUCAAAGCUGCUGUAUGUGACUUGGACAAACUCUUGGAUGACUUUGAACUAAACACAGAGGAGGCUGAGAACACGUCUACGACAUUCACAAAUUCUGCAUGCCAGGACCCAACCCUCUACUCCCAGUGCUUUGUACCUGAGCCAUCUACAGUUUCACAAACGCUCCCUGAUGUUAAUUCCCUGCAUUAUGGUCCAACUGCACCUAUUAGUGCCCCUGACCAAAGAGAUCUAGAUACAAAAGGGAGGGUGUUGACUGGUGUUGACCUCUUAUCCUCUGUUGACCGCAGAGCUUCCAAAAGCUUGACUCCUCCUUGUCCAGAUAGAUCUUUGAAACCUAUAUGCGACCUUGUUAAUGAUACAGGAUCGGCUAGUCUCUCACGCACAAACAGUCAUGAUGCCUUCAAAGAGUUAGAGGUUGCUGAGAAACAGUUUGAGGAGGAACUACUGGUAGAUUUUGAUAGUCCAGCUGUAUUAUAUCCAGAGAACGUGUUUAAGCCCGGACAUGACUUACAGGGACUCGAUGCUGGUGGCCACUUUGAUGGUCCCUCAAACUGUUUUAGUUUGCUUGAUGUUAUAUUGCCAGCGGCUGUGGAGAGGACUGCUGAACCUCAGAAUAUUUCAAAUGACCUCGAGCCUUUAGAUAAUAAUAAAGUUGAGGUGCCUCAAAGUAGCUGUCCAGAAGUGUCUAAUUCAUCUGAACUCCAAAGCAACUCCCAGUGCACUUUAGAACCUGAAAUAACCCCCAAUAGCCUAAUUUCUUCAAGUGUAACAGAGGAGGUCACAACAACUAAUGUCAGUACAAGUCUGCCUAAUGUACCAGAUGAGGAACACUCUGUGAACAGCAGUGAUGAGGACCAUGAAAUUACCACAGCCGUUCCCACCAGUGAAAGAGAAUCUUCUCCGUCCUGCCUCCCCAUGACUGUAUCCAUGUGUGGAUCUCUUGUGGCCUCUUUAGAUCAGGAGACGAUGGCGGUUGAAACCAAAGACAGCACAGAAAUCCCUCCUUCUGAAUCUAAUGAGACCACAGUCACUGAAGAGAUUGAGAACUUAAUUGUUCCAUCUGCAGAAGCUGAGGCAUCCUUAUGUCUUAGCCAGCCAGAUUCCUCACCUGAGGAUGAUCCUGAAUUGGUUCAAAUAAUGUCAAACCCAGAAGGGUCAACAACUCAUAUGACUUCUCUCUGUAACAGGAUGUUUGAGUGCAGCUUAUCUCUUUCAGAGAAUCUCAUCUCUAGAGAUUCGCCUGAGAGUAGCCAAGCUCCCAGCAAUGCGCAGAGCCCUGAUUACCCAACAGAGUUUGAUUUUUCCAGUGAUUACCUUCCUGAAAGUGAGCAAAAUAUGAUGAUAGUAACCGAUGAAGAACUAGAUGCUUAUCUGAUGGGUGAGGCACAGAGAAACAACUCUGAGAUAUCAGCUGAGAAAUUUGUGGAUGAAGGCUUUUCUGAAUUUAAUGGGGAUUUAGAGGGAGAGUUACGAAGCUGCCCCGUUGAUUCAUUUGCCUCACCUGAAAGUGAUAGAUCUCUUCGGUUUUUAGAUGAGAGUGAAGGUUCCAAUGUUUCUUCCUCAUCUCAAGAGAGUAGCCCCUUGAAACCAGACACCAUGCAAACGGAUAAUAUGGAGGAUAUGCCGAAUUUGACUGAGAUUCAGUCAGUCUGCAAUACAAACCAGUCGCCAUGUUAUGGUGGAGCCCGACCAAAGCGGCUGUCCAACCAAAACAUAAGACCAUUUCUACCACAAGAGGGCCAGAAUAGCCAAUCUGAGGAGAAUGUAUCAAGUUCUGAGGAGGAGAACACCUCUCCUGUAACUCCCAUAGUGAGGCCAGCUUCCAACCACAGCAACAGUAACUUUGAAACUACCAGUCAUGGUGACAGCUGUGAACACAUUUAUGGCCAUGAAGAGCUUUCGGAGCCACCUCCUUACCCAGGAGAGAUUUCUGGUGAAGCAGUUGAUCAGUCAGGAGCAGAGGAUGGAGGCCUUGGCUGGAGGCAGCCACCCUGGGUCCCUGAUUCUGAGGCACCUAACUGCAUGAAAUGUGGGCAAAAGUUCACCUUUACCAAGAGGAGACAUCACUGCAGAGCAUGUGGCAAAGUAUAUUGUGCCAUCUGCUGCAAUCGUAAAUGCAAACUGAAAUACAUGGAGAAAGAGGCCAGAGUUUGUGUCGUCUGCUAUGAAACUAUACAAAGAGCUCAGGCCCUUGAGAGAAUGAUGAGCCCUACCGGGCCUAGUCCAAAUCCUAACAUCCCAUCCGAGUACUGCUCCACGAUUCCUCCCAUGCAGCAGGCUCGAGCAGCAGGCACCCUCAACUCCCCACCCCCCACCGUCAUGGUGCCAGUUUCUGUUCUCAAACAUCCUGGUAAUGAUGGAUUCCCGAGAGAACAGAAGCAUGUCUGGUUUGCUGAUGGAAUACUGCCUAAUGGCGAGGUGGCAGAUACCACUAGGCUUUCCAUAAAGCCACGGAGAUCCUCUCAGGAGUCCAGCCCUGUUACGCCAGACCCUCCCACAGUAUGGCCUACUAGCAAAUUCCCAGAAGGAAAUGAGAGUUCGGCACAAAGCUCUGAGACUGGUUCAGAGACACCAAGGAAGGCACUCAGUGGGCCCUGGGACUUUGCGUUACUCUGUGGCCUGGGUAGCUGUGUGCAGCAGGCUCAGAGUCUCCUGCCUGAUGAUGAUGAUGGUCUGCCACCGCUGCUUAUCACCACAGGAGAGGAAGAUGAAGGGGAUUUGUUAGUGGAGGAGCGUCCUGCUUCCUGUCAGAUUAUGCUGCUUUUAGAGGAAGGAGGUCCAAGACCUUUGACAUUUGUGCUCAAUGCCAACCUCUUGGUCAAUGUGAAGCUGACUGCAUAUUGUGGGCGGAAGUGCUGGUGUUUGAGCUCUAACGGUCUUAAGGGAGUCGGUCAGAGAGAACUGGCGUUCAUUAUUGAGCGUCUCCCUGAAGAGAACAGUGUGCCUAGAGACAUCUUCAGUCUUUAUGUAAACAUAUACCAAGAUGCUCAGAAGGGGAAAUAUAUUGAGGAACUUGGCAAUGUGAUGUUUGCAGACAGUUUUCUGGGCAGUAAGGAACAUGGUGGCUUCCUCUUUCUUUCUCUGAGCUUUCAGCCUACGGAGGGUCUUGGCCUACCUCACAGCUCCUUCCUGUUUGGGGUCCUCGUUCAUAAAUUGGAGGUACCCUGGGCCAAAGUGUUCCCCCUCCGCUUAGUACUCAGUAUGGGAGCAGAAUGUAGUGUAUAUCCCUGUCCUUUGGUUAGUGUCAGGUUCCGUGAAUCUGUCUUCAAAGAGACAGGACAUACCAUCAUGAACCUACUUGCAGACCUGAGGAACUACCAGUACAGUGUGCCUGUAGUCGACAACCUGAGGAUCCACAUGGAAGUGGGCAACAGCUAUAUUGACAUACCCAAGUCAAAGUUUAAUGAGAUGCUGAAAGUGGUGAAUUCUUCCAACGAGCAUGUAAUAAGCGUUGGGGCUUGCUUCAGUACUGAAGCAGACUCGCACUUGAUCUGUGUUCAAAAUGAGGAUGGAAGCUACCAGACACAAGCCAACAGCAUUCAGGGAAAGACCAGAAGAGUAACUGGAGCGAGCUUUGUGGUUUUUAAUGGUGCUCUGAAGGCCUCUUCAGGAUAUAUUGCCAAAUCUAGCAUUGUUGAAGAUGGGUUAAUGGUGCAAAUCCCCCCGGAGACAAUGGAGGCUCUGCGCCAGGCCCUACGGGAUCAGACAGAUUUCCAAAUCACCUGUGGAAAAACUGACACGGCGCCAGAGGACAGAGAAAAUGUCAACAUACGCUGGAUAGACUGGACGGCUCCCAUCAAUACAGGCAUCAUGAGCCCUAUAGAUGGGAAGUCGCUAGAGGGUGUAACCAGUAUCCACAUCCAGCAGGACUCCGAGUUUGAGAUGGAUGGGCGGUCUAUCAAGUGCACAGAGGUCUUUUACCUUCUGAAGACUCCAGACUGCUCCCAGUCUGCCGUUUUCUCCUCCUGCUCUCAGUUCCAGAGAGAGAUUGCCACUGCCAGCUGUGCAGCGCUGUGUCCUCACCUCUCUGUCCUCAUUGCAAAUGGAUUUAACCAUCUUGCACUUCGAGUCUCUACUGAUACUGACAUGGUUGAGUACCAGGCCGGUUCAGGCGGAAGCCUUCUGCCUCAGAAAUAUAUGAAUGAGUUAGAUGGAGCUCUGAUACCUGUUAUUCACGGUGGAAGCUCCUGUGUCCCACACCAAGCCAUGGACAUGGAGUUGUUCUUCUAUAUUACACAGGCCCUGUGAGUGUGAAGCAUGAGAGCAGAGCCCUCCAUCGACAGGGAUGUUGUCCCUCCUUUAGACCAAUUAAUAGCAAAGCUGGACAAACACAGCCAAAUAACUGAGUAGACAUGAUAAAAUUUGACAAGGUAUUGGUAAGUGUGCAAAUUGGCUGUAAUUGAUAUCAGAGCUCAUCAAAGUUCUAAAGAAUUACAUUGGAUUUGAAUGUGUCUAUACUGGAUGCAGUUUGUUAAUGUUUUAUGGACACAUAAAAUUAAUAGUAUUUUCUGUGAGAUUAGAGAGAAUGAGAGCCACUACAUUCUUUAAUCAGAAGGAUUUUUGAGACAGUAGCUUUUGAAUCUGCGGUAUGAUUUUUCAUUGGUACAUUCUUGGUGUUACUCUUGGAAGAAGCUUCAUUUCAUCCCGUGUUCUGUAUGAAGAACGUUCAUCGUCUCUUUAAAUACAACAUGUGGCCCUUCCUUUAAUACACAGGGGUUAUUGAGCUCUCAAAUUUUUCCAAAAUUUGUACAUGGAUUCAUCUCUCAGUUCUGUUAAGCUUUUAUUAAGCUUAAAGACUAUUUUUGCAAUAGUUACACAUGUUAAAUAAAGACUAUAUUUUUGAUAGGCCAUUAUGUUAGUUUUGCAGUCUCAUUGCAAAAGAGCUGAUUUUGAACUCAAGUCCUAUGGGGACCAUAACUUUGUCAUACUCAUCCAUUACACAUUGUCGAAUAAAGCAUUAAUAAUAAUAAUAAAAUAAAAAUUGCAUAAUUUGCUCAAUUAGAAAUAGCAUUUUGCUCCUAUUCUAUUGCAGUAUGCAGUAUUCUAUUUAAUAGUAGGCUAAUUAAAGUGGAACAAAAUUUUCAAAACCAACUCCAUACCUUAACACUACAAACCACAAAUAUUUUAAAUUAAAUGAUCUAUUAUUUUUUCAUAAAGGCUGUUUUAAAUUGUUUUAGUGAAUAUGUAUUUGAUUUGAGUCAUAUCAAUUGAAGUGAUAAAUAAUGUAGCUCUCAUAAAUCCUCUGGUCUGAUCUUUUAAGACCUUGCUGACUUUAUAAUAUGACACAUUUUGUAUUUCUUUUUGUCCCAACAUUACAGUAUUACCAUAUUACUCCAAUAUAUAAUUCUGCAAGCAGAAAGAUUUUUGUUGUUACACCAACUUGCCAGAUGCUGAAACAGCCUAAACUUGAAGUUGGCUUGUAUAAGUAUGAAAAUUUUUGUUUUGCAAGAGCCAUGAAUGGCAUCUUAUUCCUCUCGGUGGCACACAAGACAAACACUGACAUCCAGUGAAAUAAUGGUUUACACAGCAGAUUGAUUUUGUGUGUGAGGACAUGUAAGCAAGAUUGUGAGAAAGAGCUACUCAUACUGCUGACAAGCUAACUAUUACAGGUUUUUUUUUUUUUUUUUUUUAUACAGUUUUAAAAGGGAAGAGAACACUAUAGUAUAUUAUUAAACAAAAUAUAUUAGGCCUUAUUUGCAUUACAAAAUGAAUGAAAAAUCAAUAGACACCAAUCACAUUGGGGGAAGUUUAAAAAAAAAAAAAAGUGCCAAUGAGUUUUUGAUUUUUUUGCUCAUUUCUGUGGUGGCUUACAGUGAAAAGAGAAUCAUUUGCAUUAUGAGAACUCAUUGAGCUAAUUUAUUGAGUAAGUCCAGAGAAAGGAGAAAACCAGCAUAAAAUUAAGUUCUUGGAUGCCAGCCAUCAACAGGUUCCAAAAUACAGAAUAUGCACUUUCAUAACAUAAACUUAAUGACCAAGAAGUGAUUGUAUAUUCUUAUUAGAUUUCAUGUAAUGUAUAUACUCAUUUUCAGUUUGUGAUUUUUGCCUGAAGACGAUUGUCAUUAGAUGGUGUAUAAUUCUACAUCAUAAUUUCUAGGAACUGUCUCUCUUCAUGAGCCCAUAUAAAAGAGCCUGCCAAAUUAAAUAAUUAAAUUGUGUGUGCAUUUUUUUUUAUAUGUACAGUUUUAUUUUAUUAUUGGUGGGUUACUUGGGAAAGGUCGUGUUGUGUUUUUUUUCCCCAUUUUUUUCCUGAUACGGGUUUGUCAGUAUCCAGCAUACUAAAUACAUGCAAAAUUAAUACUAUGUAAAUACAGAUCAUUGUUAUGGAUAGUUUAAGAUGUAAUGCAUCUUAUAUGAAGUUCUGCUCAUUUAUAUCUGGAGGUUGAGUUUGGGGUGGUUUAAAUUAUUUUUCUCACCAUGUAUAAUGUUGAUUUAAUUGAUAAAUCAUCAAUAAACAGAUUAAUAUUUUAGAACUUGCAAAAAUGAAAAUGCUGUAUAUGUAUCUGUUUAGUGAUGUAUCACAUGUAACUAUAUUUAUGGUGGUGCUUGAAAGUUUGUGAAUUAUAGAAAGUUAUAGAAUUUUCUAUGUAUCUGCAUAAAUAUAAUCUAAAAUAUCAUUAGAUAUUUAAGUCCUAAAAGUAGAACCCAAAGUAGAAC